Messenger RNA from Uloborus diversus, 1078 nucleotides. Its product is annotated as metal cation symporter ZIP14-like. Gene Ontology annotation, cellular component: membrane. The transcript is spliced from 4 exons. The record is from RefSeq and is a predicted model, not a curated record. Gene Ontology annotation, biological process: intracellular zinc ion homeostasis; zinc ion import across plasma membrane. Gene Ontology annotation, molecular function: zinc ion transmembrane transporter activity. Lineage: Eukaryota; Metazoa; Arthropoda; Arachnida; Araneae; Uloboridae. Bases 186 to 911 code for a protein of 241 amino acids.
UGAGAAGAGCAGGCUAUGCCCUAGGUGAAAAUUCCACAGAAUUCCUGAAGUCGCCAUCAAACUUACAGUCUCCUAGCAGUGAACAUAAUUCUCUGUGCGUUAAAAAUUGUGAGAAAGAGAAGGUGGCCAAUGGAUCUGCAUCACUUCCAAUCUCGGAUGCAAAUCAUCAUCAGCACAACUACAAGAUGAUCACAGAGGAUAAUGGCCAUUCUAAGGGAGUCAAGUCCUAUCCUGUUGAUAUGGAGAUUGCCAAUAACCACCAUGUGCAUCACCAUGAGCAUACUGUUCACUUCGAGAAGGGCCAAUCAACAAUCGGGACGGUGGCCUGGAUGAUCAUCUUUGGAGACGGACUGCACAACUUCAUUGAUGGCCUGUCCAUCGGUGCUGCUUUCUCAGAGAGCAUACUUGCCGGCGUCAGUAUCUCUGUUGCAGUGAUUUGUGAAGAGUUCCCUCAUGAAUUAGGUGAUUUUGCAGUUCUGUUGAGUGCUGGAAUGAGCAUGCGACAAGCUCUCCUCUACAACUUCCUAUCUGCCAUCACCUGCUACUUGGGGUUGGUCGUGGGGAUCCUUCUCGGGGAUCUGGCUGAGGGAGCACCUUACAUCUUUGCACUGGCUGCAGGGAUGUUUCUUUAUAUUUCUCUUGUCGACAUGAUGGGAGAACUCAACGAAGCCCUGGAAGAAGCUCGGAAGAACGGAAUUCGAGCGCAGCUGAAAGUGUUCUUUAUUCAGAACGUAGGCAUAGCCCUGGGUGUGGCCAUCCUCUUCGUCAUGGCUCGCUAUGCGGAGCACUUCAACUUCGAGAAUCUCAGUACUUUCAUGUCCUCCAGCUCCGAGGAGGCCUUGGACGACAGAGUGCAGCAGUUGUACUCUGGAUUACAAGAAGCCAAACUUCUUCAUGGUUCGAUAGAGUAGACUGUGACAGAUUAUCCCGGUGAUUGUGUUGGAGAUGCUUUGAAUAGUUUUAGAAAUGUGUGCCAGAUUAACAAAUGGUUGCAUAGUGUGGUUGUUGUCCAGUUGAUGAAGUGUAUGCAUAAUUGGCAAGAAACCGGUGAAGCGCAGUGGCGUAGCUAGACCCGACU